Ruditapes philippinarum (Manila clam) is the source of this 1329-nucleotide messenger RNA. RefSeq lists its product as uncharacterized. Bases 160 to 1314 code for a protein of 384 amino acids. The record is from RefSeq and is a predicted model, not a curated record. NCBI's taxonomy places the organism in Eukaryota, Metazoa, Mollusca, Bivalvia, Venerida, Veneridae. The transcript is spliced from 8 exons.
GUAAAAAGUUGUUUAAAAUGUGUGGUCCUUUCUGAGUCUGACAACUUUGAUUGACCGAGUUUGAACAAAGUAUUUUAUACAUUUUUUUUGCGACGAAUUGCUUAUUUAUAUACGUAACAUUUUUACGGUAACACUUUGUAUCAGAAAGCGAUAUAAGAUAUGAUUUUUCAAAUUUUCGUGGUGUGUGCUAUAUUUCAACAAGCGUUUGGUCAUGGCUGGAUGAGGGAACCAGUCAGUCGUUCAAGCGCCUGGAGACUCGGAUUUCCAACUCCAAGGAAUUUCAAUGACGACAAUUUAGCUUGUGGUGGAUUUUUAGCCAUGAUGAGUUAUGGCGGGAAAUGUGGAAUAUGUGGCGACCCCUGGGUGAGUGAAAACGCCAUACGUGACAACGAGGCUGGCGGGAAGUAUGCGACAGGCACUAUCGUCAAAUCAUACACAAUGGGAGAAACAAUCAAUAUUAAGAUUAACCUCAUUGCUAACCAUGGUGGAUGGAUGGAAUUCAGGAUUUGCCCAAACAAUGACGUCAGAAAACGCGUCACUAAGGAAUGUCUUGAACGGCACGUGCUUCAAAGAGCAGACGGCACUGGAACAAAGACAAUAAUCAAUGACAGACGCACUGGUGUAUGGACAAUGGCUUAUAAGCUACCAGAAAAUAUGGUGUCUUCACAAUGUGUUAUACAAUGGAAGUAUCACACAGGUAGCUCGUAUGGUAUGGACAAAGACACAGGGAAAUAUUGUAGCGGUUGCGGCGACCAAGAAGAAUUCUACGGAUGUGCAGACGUUGCUAUAGUGCCAAACCAACAGAUUGUUAACCGUGUUGAAUGUAAAGCAAUAAAUGACUGGGCAGGAAAUUCAUAUUUUGAUAGAAUUUGUGCGGACUCGUGCGCACGAGGAAAUUGUCCUUCUGAAUCUUGCAAGUGCGUCUUGGUUCAAAAGAUAGUCACCCCGUCUACUUCAACCCCAACCACUGUAAAGGCGGUGACACAUGCCAGGAAAAUAUGCCGUGCCAUAGGCUCUUUUGCUGGAAAUGAUGUUUUUGAUAUUUGGUGCACGAAUGAAUGCAAUGGAGGAGUGUGUCCAAAAGCAAAUUGUGAAUGCACCGAAGCUGUAGAUCAGCCAACCACUUCAACAACAACUAGAAAACCGGAUGUGACGUCAUUAGGCAAAUGCGGUGCAAAUGGAUCAGUCGGAAGUGGAGAUCGAAGAUAUUGGGAUAAAUGGUGCCAAGGUUCAUGUGACAGAGGCAUUUGUGAAAGAACAUACUGUACAUGUGCUUCAAUAAUAGAUCAGGGUUUUAUUGUGGGAAAACGUUAAAUAAUUCUGUUAAAC